Messenger RNA from Lingula anatina, 2385 nucleotides. RefSeq lists its product as uncharacterized. NCBI's taxonomy places the organism in Eukaryota, Metazoa, Brachiopoda, Lingulata, Lingulida, Lingulidae. The record is from RefSeq and is a predicted model, not a curated record.
GUUUCAAGUUUAUUCAGUCUCACGAGUUAAAUAUUUUCAACAUAGAGAUACAAAUAGAAUUUUCAACACAGAGCUACUACACAGAAUUACUAAUUUAACUCGGCAUAGAUAUAAUAGUACAACAUUUGAUAUGAAGAUGUGUGUACAACAUUCAAUAUUAUGGUGUAACAUUUGACAUGGAGGUACAUGUACUAAUACAAUAUUCAACAUAGGGAUACUAAUACAACAUUCUACAAGAGUAUAAUGCUUUACCUUCCAGAGAAUCUCUUAUUGAUAAAUGAAAUGUACUUUGAUAAUUUGGAGAGUGUAAUUCUAUUUUCUGAAGAAAAGAGAGAAUGGAAUUUUAAGGUAUUUGGUCUGUCAGUGAAACGUUCAUGUAAAUAAAUAGAUCUGCUUUUUAAAGUAACUACAUUCCAUUAUAUAUUGAAACUCAUCUUCCACCUGGUUAUUACAAAGGCUACAUUUUCUUUUUGAUCUUUUUACAUUGUGCUGCCUACCUACUUCUGUUGGUAGUUUGUGGUUUGAACAUCUGAAUCUAGCUAAAUUUCUAAUGGUAUUUCUAUGUAAGGAAGAAAAUAGAUAGCUUUGUUUUUGAAAUUGAAUUGUAUGUAUAUAAAUGAAUGUGUAUGUUUGCUGUAUUUUGUGAUGUAUUUUGCCCUUUUUUAGGUCUCCUUUUUUGUAUGCGUAUUAUUUGAAUAUAUCAGAAUUUUUUUUUUUUUGUAACCUUUUUUCUCAUGUUUGGUGUCAAGGGGUUGUUCCAUGUCAAACACAGCACAUUGAAGUAGAAAGUAAGUUUAAUUUUCUAAUGUUUGAAUUAAAUUCUACAGUAUCCACAACACAGAUUCAUGUGCAAGUUUGCACAUACAGUACUUGGGUUUACAUUUUGUAAUUCUGAGUUAAUACAGAUCUGAACCAGUAGAGAUGCAUAGCAAAGAGACAUGCAUAGUGCUUUCAUUAGUCAUGAAGGUCCAGUUCUUUCUUGUCCAGUUGGUCACUUGGCAGUCGGUCAGCGUGGCUGGAGAGGCAUAUAUUUAUUACGUAAAUGGAACUUCCACUCAGUACUAUAGCCAAGGCUUUGUAAGAGAAUGUCUGGCAGUGGGAUUUAAUGCUGUACACUGGGGCUACACGAGCUGUGUGAGGUGGUGGACUAACAAUGGGACCUUCCUUAACGUCAGUUCACGUCUUGAUGGAGGGAGGGUCUACACGGACGCCAAUAACAGCCUGUACUUUAAGGAACUCCAAUUAAAUGACGCAGGGCAGUGGUUGUGUCUUCUUUCAGAUAUGACAUCCAGUGUCAAUGUGACACUGUCACUGACAGUACAUGACAUUCCACAGGAGAAUUUUGUACUUCGUGGUAUUAUAGGAGGUCUGACCACAUUAGUAUAUCUGGUCAUAGUAUUGAUUUGCUAUCUGUUCUACACGUACCCUUGCCCCUAUAUUGGACGUGCUUAUCUUAAUCAAGCCACUCAUCCAGAGGACUGCUACUCCAGCAAGGUGGACUGGGAACAGAUGACCAGUGGUUCAUGGGAAGAAACCUCCCUGGCCUCUGAAAGAACAAGGAUCUGGGCAAACCAAAGCUUUGAGACUAAGUAUGGUGCUGCUAUGUAUGACAACGCUUUAAAACAACAAACUCCGUGAUUAUCAGACAUGAGCUUUUUUCACUGAAAUGUGAAAUUCCGCAUAUUUUUAAUUCAAUUCUAAGGCGGCCCCAAGACCCCCAGCUGGUUAGGUCCCAUGAUAAAUAUUCAGUUUUUUUUUAAACUUAGGCUCAUGUCUGGUUUAUAAUACAUUGUCCAGAAAAAUGCAUAGUUUGGAGAUUGCCAGAGAUAUAAAACUGAAACUGACUGAAGUUUUUGCAUCCCUUGUAUAGAUCACUGAAUAUUCCUUAAGUCUCUAAAAUGGUGACUUAAGGUGGUCAUUAAGGACCAAACCAGGAAGUGGCCAGACCAGGAAGAGGGCUUCUUGGAUGUUGAAUAAUAUGGACAAAUGGCAGUACAUGUUUCUAAUUUUUAUAUACAGACGUUAUAACAUUUUUGCCUGUUAAACAUUUGGUACAUAGAAAAUGUAAAGGAUUGAUUGCCACAAAGAUAAUUGUAAUAUGUGCACACUACUUAUUUCACCAUUUGUUUUAAUGACCAGUUUUGACAAGCACUAGGGCACAGGAAGAAAAACAUUUUUUAUUUGGUUGUUUUUAUACUUUCUUAUUGCAUAUAAUAAAACACAAAUACAAUUAUUACCCAAAUAUAACUUUAUUUCAUCUAUUCCAAAAAUAACAACCAUGUAUAUGAAAAACCUCACAAAUACUGUCCAUUGAUCUGAAAUUAAUGUCUUCCCAAGUAAUAUUGGGACGAGAGCUCUUUUGCCUCUUGAAUAAGUUUUGUUGUA